UAUACCAUGAGAAUGCGUUUGACAGCGUCGAGACUAAUGCCAUACUGUCAGCGCUCAUCGAGCAAGGGGUGGACUCAUUUUACAUGAGGACGUUGGACGACUGCUGCAGGAAUUGGGCUGCAACGGCACAGCUUUUCCUCCUCCCCUUAACAUACCAAUUACGAAGGGGGUUCGACAAGGCGACACCGUGUCGCCAAAGCUGUUUACCGCCGAGUUGCAGUGGGUGAUGAAAUCACUACUGAAACGGGAAAGCGGAGACGAUGUUGAAGGAACUUUCUCAAACCUUCGUUUUACGGACGACAUUGUUCUCUUCUCGAAAAGUAUCACUGAAGCGGAGACGAUGUUGAAGGAACUAGGAAGUAGGGAAGCGGAUAGGACUGCGAAUCAACCGGAAGAAGACUCAGUUCAUGAAGAAUGCCUUUUGCGAAAAGUAGGGAAGCGGAUAGGACUGCGAAUCAACCGGAAGAAGACUCAGUUCGAAGAACGCUAUUUGCGAGGAUCAGGAAAUGGAAUUAAAAGGCUCUACAAGAGACGUCGUUCAAUGAACAUGAGAACGAUCUGA
This is a messenger RNA of Strongylus vulgaris, 562 nucleotides long. The record is from the annotation of a GenBank genome assembly. Lineage: Eukaryota; Metazoa; Nematoda; Chromadorea; Rhabditida; Strongylidae.